CCGGUCAGUCGGUCACACCUAGCGAUGCAGCAUAAAUAGGUGCACCUGCGUAUGCGCCGAUCUGUUAACAGUUGUCUAACGCUGUCUCAAACUAGCAACUGAGAUACAGACACGGGUAGCCUUGGAGCUAGGCAUGUGAGCACUGAAGCCAGGAAGAUUUCUAAGUUCUAACCACUGUAAUUGUGUGUGAUACCGGACAGAAGUGACGUUACGUUGUUGGCGCACGAAAUGGAACACCAACUCAGUACCUACCCGCCCGGGGUAGUCCAGAAGUCCGCGGCGGCGUCCCCCUGGUGGGCUCUCCGCACGGCGUCCCGAAACAUCCUGGUGACGGUGGGGCUGUUCAUCCUGCUGCAGGACAUGUACCUGCUCGCCCUGACCUCCAGACUCCGGGAGGACGACUGUGAAACGUGGGACGCUUUUCCCAAACAACUGGACUUCCACGAGUCUACUGAUCUCAGACGUAACGUGAAGUCUUUCCCGAGCAAUAGAGCGCCUCAGCAAGAUCCCCAAGUUGCGUCUGCGCCUCGGGUUGAUUCCAAACCCCGUACUAGGAGGAGAAACGUUCUACCGAACAGAGACGCCUAUCAAAGUCUCCUGGGGCAGGUCAACGAUUCGGCCGCACUCACAAAACUCCCCGAUGUACCGUUCAACUAUGGGAGGAUAAAGAAAUUGAGGAAUGACGUAUUCAAAGAGACGCACGUCAAAAAGUACCUGUUCGCGAGUCAGGAGAACACGCCGCUCGGGUCUCCGCUGCUGUUUUUCGAGAACAGAAACACGAGCCAGUACUUCGCUGUUCCACAGUUGCAUAAGAUACUGCCGUCUACGGAUAACAGAAAGUUGCGGUGGCCGAAGAACCCCCUCCGCAGCUGCAGUGUUGUCGGGAACGGCGGAAUCCUGCUGGAUAGCGGCUGUGGGCCCAGCAUAGACUCCUCAUCCAUCGUCCUCAGGAGUAACCUGCCUCCCCUGACGCUGGAGUCUGCGCUAGGCGGAGCAGCGGCGGGUCUCAAGCACGUGGACUACUACAAGGAUGUCGGGAAGAAGACCAGCUUCGUGACCUUUAACCCCUCCGGUUACUUCGAGUAUCUAGGGAAGUUGGAAAAUGACAAGCUUCUCCAAACCUUCAAGGAGUACAUGGACCAGUUCGGAAAUGCGAUAGCCUGGACACACAUGUUCCAUUACCAGUCAAAGGCCAAACCAGCUUUAGAGAUCAUCAGACUGAGCCAGGCCCUGAGGUUCAAGACAACCAUCGUGUCUUCUCACGCCAAGUUCUUACAAGGCGUCAACGAUUUCUGGAAGAGACGAGGACUGACUGGCUUCAGGGCCACGAGCGGCCUUGUCCUGACUGCUGUCUCCUUGGCCCUGUGUAAGGAGACGAAUCUCUACGGGUACUGGCCCUUCCCUGUGGACUAUGAGGGCAGGGAAGUCAACUAUCACUACUACCAGUACGACGCCGAGCACAAGCAGAACAACACCGUCCACAAGCUACCGGAGGAGUUCAAAAUAUCACUAAAACUUCACAGAAGCGGUGUUCUAAAGCUCCACAUAGGAGAGUGUGGGGGAAAUCACUAGGACUGCUACCAUGUAACGUUGCGGUUUGUAUCUUGAAAGGUAUAAAAUCAACUGGUACACACAGAACAACACCUUCCACAGGCUACAGAAGGAGUUCAAAAUAUUCCAAAACUUCACAGAAGCGGUGUUAUAAAACUGCACAAAAAUCACUAGGGAUGUGACUAUGUAACGUUGUAGAACGCUAGUAUAUAACAAGAAUUCUGAAACUUCAUACUUCUAUGAAAUAUGUAGAGUUUAUGUAAACGAUUUUUGGGGGGAUUUGUCUCAUUGAUUAUGGAAAUAAGGUCGUGAUUAACAUAAUCUAGUUUAAUGUAUGGUUUUCUAAACUCAAAUUACAAUAUUUUAUGUGUGUCAUUCGUAUCCUUUCGUAUUCGUGUCCUCAUUAAUUAUGUCACCAAAAAUCAAGACCAUAAUAUGUUCAGAAUAAAAGAUACAAAAACCGGAAGUUCUUCUGCAGUA
Branchiostoma belcheri (Belcher's lancelet) is the source of this 2031-nucleotide messenger RNA. RefSeq names its product alpha-N-acetylneuraminide alpha-2,8-sialyltransferase-like. The transcript is spliced from 8 exons. Bases 229 to 1572 code for a protein of 447 amino acids. Gene Ontology annotation, biological process: oligosaccharide metabolic process; N-glycan processing. NCBI's taxonomy places the organism in Eukaryota, Metazoa, Chordata, Leptocardii, Amphioxiformes, Branchiostomatidae. Gene Ontology annotation, molecular function: alpha-N-acetylneuraminate alpha-2,8-sialyltransferase activity. The record is from RefSeq and is a predicted model, not a curated record.